Molecule: messenger RNA, 1101 nt
Organism: Xenia sp. Carnegie-2017
Lineage: Eukaryota; Metazoa; Cnidaria; Anthozoa; Malacalcyonacea; Xeniidae
Product: pleckstrin homology domain-containing family B member 2-like
Exons: 4
Coding region: 147-920 (257 amino acids)
Biological process (GO): regulation of cell differentiation
Cellular component (GO): membrane
Source: RefSeq, a predicted model, not a curated record
UAGAAUAUGAGUAGAGAUCAGUGCACGAAAGCAGCUUCAGCGGAAUUUUUUUGUUUACAAUUUUAAUUGCGACAAUUCCUGUUGAUAUGAGAAUGACGCAUUUAACUUAUGAUAAAAUCUAAAUAGGUAUCUAAAUUCUUGAAUUCAUGGCUACAGUAAAAGCUGGAUUUCUUGAGAAAUUAAGUGGUGUGUUAAAACGUGAAUGGAAGAAACGAUAUUUUGUUUUGUAUCAAGAUGGACACCUUGUGUAUUACGAUAAACCAGGCAGCGAACACUGUAAUGGUACAUUAAACAUCAUAAAGAACUGUCAAAGAAUAGAUUAUGGAAACGAAGUUGAGUAUGACUUGCAGCAAAAGUCUCCUGGUAGAGUCCAAUGUAUGUUUUACAUUCGUUCAUCAGUAAAAAAUUUCUGUCUUCGUGCAGAAAACGAACAAGAUGCCAGAGAUUGGGUGCAAAAAUUAAACAAAAUGUGCCAAAUGACGAUAACAUAUGUUACAACAAUGAACACAUACCCAAGCAGCCAAUCCUAUGGUGUGCCACCAUAUUCAGCUCCUACAUAUUCUCCACCCAUAGCACCACCAUUUGGUGCUCAUCCUGGUGGCAUGCCACAACCAUAUCAUGUUGUAUAUCCCAGCCAACCAAACCCAUAUAGUCAGCCAAUGGCACCUCAACCACCACCAAUGUAUUAUGGUCAGUAUCCAGCUUAUCAAAGCUACCCACAACAGGUUGGUGGAUAUGGUUAUCCAAUGCAACAACAAGCAUAUCAGGGAGGUGGCCAAAGUCGCGGGGGUUUAUCAUCAAGAAGGGGGCUACUGGCUGGUGCUGCUGGUGGAGCUGUUGCAGGUGGUCUUCUUGGAUUUGGUUUGGGUCAUGCAGUUGGUGGAUUUGGAGAUAGUUUUGAUGAUUGUGAUUUUGAUUAAAAAUAAAGAAUGUGCCACAUUCAGAUUGUGAAAAAGGAACAUGUAAAACAAGUAUUGGAUAUAAUAAUAGAGUAUAGUCUUCAGUGUAAAUAUCAUGGUUGUAUUUAACUAUACCAUAAAAGUUAGUGAAUAGGAAUUGAUGUUCUCUGUAGUAAAUAUAUUGCAGCCUGUAGUCCACCUA